Messenger RNA from Prorocentrum cordatum, 435 nucleotides. The record is from the annotation of a GenBank genome assembly. NCBI's taxonomy places the organism in Eukaryota, Dinophyceae, Prorocentrales, Prorocentraceae.
GUUCAGAACCCUCUCCGCCGCGUCUUCGAGACGAUGAACGCCCUUGCGGACAGCGGGAGCCCUGUGAGCCGCUUCCACACUGGCAACGUGGAGACUCUGUACGACAUCCCGCGCAAAGAGGGCACCAAUGUGGUGGACGAGCUGAAGAGGUUCUUCAAGAGCCACUACUGCCCCUCCAAGAUGCGCCUGGUGACGCUGGGCCCUUCCUCCCUCAGCGAGCAGCUGGAGCGGGUGCGCAAGGAGUUCGAAGGGCUGCACGAGGGGACCUCGGAGUGCCGCAAGCGCGAGGUCGGGAGGUCCUACGCGAAGCCCGCACCCUGGCCGGCGGAGAAGAUGGGCCGAUGGGUCACGAUGCAGGGCACCCAGCUGCAGUCGGAGCUGUGGCUGCUGUUCCCGCUGCCAGACGUGCGGAAGCACUACAAGAGCCAGCCGUUG